GCGCUCCCACCCACUCAUUCUGUGUCCUCCUCUAGAACUUGUCACUUGACCAACCAUGUCAGGAGUGCCUCCGGCUCCAGCCGCUGCUCCGGCAGCCAAACCAGCAAAGAGAAGGUCCACAAAGCCUAAGAAAACCGGACCCACUGUGUCCGACCGUAUCCUCAAGGUGGUGGCUGCAUCUAAAGAACGCAGUGGUGUUUCUCUCGUCGCUCUGAAGAAGGGUCUUGCAACCGGUGGCUAUGAUGUUGUGAAGAACAACGCGCGCAUCAGGCUUGCAGUGAGACGCUUGGUGACCAACGGAAGUCUGCUUCAGAAAAAAGGCACUGGGGCCUCCGGGUCUUUCAAGAUUGGCAAGAAACCGGUGAUUAAGAAAAAGACUGUAAAGAAAGCCAAGAAGCCAACGGCCAAGAAGGCCAAAAAGGCCAAGAAGGCUAAACGGACGACAGCAACUAAAGCAGCAGGCACGCCAAAGAAGCGCAAGAGGAGGUCAAAGAGUCCGAAGAAGGCUAAGAGACCAGCGGCAGCCAAAAAGCCGAAAAGUCCCCGAAAGGCUAAGCCUAAGCGCAGAGUGUCCAAAGGGAAAUCCAAACGGGCUGCAGCUAAGAAGUGAAUGCGGUGUCUACCUGGACUCUCUUUACAACUAGCGCAGAGGGUCAUAUAAUAUUUUGUCCAAAGCUGCAAAUACAUUUUGCAGACCUUGCUUCAAAUUUUCAAUGUCUGGACUUGCUGCUUGCUUUUAUACAUUUUUAACAUAUGCAUUAGGCUAUUUGCAAAGUUCAGGUGCACAUUUAACUUUGAAGAUUGCUUGUAAAAUAAAAUGAUUAAUUUCAGAAA
Messenger RNA from Alosa sapidissima (American shad), 834 nucleotides. Its product is annotated as histone H1-like. Gene Ontology annotation, cellular component: nucleosome. Bases 56 to 610 code for a protein of 184 amino acids. NCBI's taxonomy places the organism in Eukaryota, Metazoa, Chordata, Actinopteri, Clupeiformes, Clupeidae. Gene Ontology annotation, molecular function: DNA binding; structural constituent of chromatin. Gene Ontology annotation, biological process: nucleosome assembly. The record is from RefSeq and is a predicted model, not a curated record. The transcript has a single exon.